UUCUGCUACAUCACACAGCCAGAGAGGAGGGAAGAAUAAACCCUGAACCAAAGGACUCAAAUCGGACCCUGAAGACAACUGAACGUUUUUUAGGCUGCAAAUAGUUUUGAUUCCAUGCAGGAAGAUGGUCAGUGUGGUGGAUAGAGUGGUAUUUGUUUUCUUCGUCACAGCACAGGUUUUUACACUAGUCUGGUGCCAGGUGUGUCCACGUCGAUGCCAGUGCCCUAAAGAGCCUCCCAUGUGUCCCCCUGGGGUGCCUCUGGUUCUGGAUGAUUGCAUCUGCUGCCUGGUGUGCGCCCGUCAAAAAGGGCAGGCGUGCUCUGACAUGAACCCCUGUGACACACGUAAAGGGCUCCAAUGUGACUACUCAGCUGACAUCCACAAGAGGACUGGUAUUUGUACAGCUCCCAAGGUAGCUGUGUGUGUUAUAGACGGCUCUGUCUACCAGAACGGUCAGACCUUUUUCCCCAGCUGUAAGUACCAGUGCAUAUGCCGCGACGGGCAGGUAGCAUGUGUGUCACGCUGCAACGUGGAUGUUAUGCUGCCUGGACCAGACUGCCCCAUGCCACGCAGGAUCCAGGUGCCUGGAGAGUGCUGCGAGAAGUGGGUGUGUGAGCCCCAGGCUGGGGCCAGUGCACUGGGCAGCUUUGCCAUGGCAGCCUACCGUCAGGAGGAAACUGUGAGUUUUGACGCUUGGGACCGGAGCCUGAACUGCAUUGAGCAGACUACAGAGUGGGGAGCGUGCUCUCAAACGUGCGGCAUGGGGGUGUCCACCAGGGUCACAAAUAAGAACAGCCGGUGUGAGAUGGUGAAGCAGAGUCGGCUGUGUAUGAUUAGACCCUGCGAUGAGCAGCAGGUCCAGCUGACACAGCUUGCACAAAAGAGAGGCAGUAGGUGCCAGAAGAUGGUGAGGAGCAGCAAAGCCAUUCACCUCUCCUAUAAGAACUGCACCAGCGUCCAAGCCUACAAACCUCGGUUCUGUGGCUCCUGCACAGACGGACGCUGCUGCACCCCUCACAGAACCAAAACCGCGCUGGUGGAGUUCCAGUGUGCUAAUGGGAAAACUACACGGAGGCCCGUCAUGGUGAUCACGACGUGCGCCUGCCACCGCCACUGCCCUCGAGACAAUGCUGCGUGGCCGCCCUCAGAGCUGGGUUACACUGGCAUGCGAAUAUAGAUCAGGGAGUACCCAAAAGUUUAUUAGUGAGAUCACAAUUAUCACCAGAGUGUGGCUGAUGACUCUGUUUUAAAACCAUCUAUAUCUUUAGUAUAAAUGAAGAACUAUACACACUAUAUUCAAUAGAGCCAUAAUUUGGGACAUGUACACAUCUGACAUCUGCCCAUUGUGGUACAUGUAUUCAUGUAUUCAUUUUUUGAUUCCCCUGGUGAGGAAUUGUUUCACAUCCUGUGGAAGAUAAAAAAUCGUUACUUUUAUUAAGUACGAUGAAAGCACUUAAACCUUAUGACUGGAAUGGAUUCCAUCUGAUGCCUCUUCACUUUUGGAGAUCAGAUACAGCAUACUGCAAUCCUUCCAUAAUAGAUUUGGACAGAUGAGUGUAGGCUGUAAAGAGUCUUUUAAACACCCUCUAUUAAAGAGGUAGAGUAGUAUGAUGAUAUACAAGCACAGGGUUGUGUCAUGACUGUACGAAGCCUUUCUCCAACAUAGUGUUUAUUGCUAAUAAACGCAAGAAUACCCUGUAUCAGAAUAAAUGUUACUGUACAGCUUGACACUUGGAUUAAAAUUCACAUUGAUAAACAGACAGAAAAGAGGAGAGUGAGAGCAAAGGUUACAACCAGAGGCGAUCAGUGACCUUUUCUCCCACCGUGAAAACACGUUUUUGAAAUAGCUGAACUGUUUACUUUGGACAUGGUUGCAAACAAAAGCUCAACCGGUGAAAGAGAGUUCACUGUGGUGUCUAAGUGCCAUUUCUAACAUUGUCUUGAAAUCUUGCCUCUGUUUUAAAUGUACGCUUUUUAUUUCUAGUGGACUUGUUUCUGUAGUUUUAUUUAAAGUAGUGCACGUAACAGCUAUUUUGAUCAUGACAAAAGUUUUGUAAAUACUUGCUGUGUAGCCUGUUUGACCGAGUGUGUAUUGAAUACACAGUUAACUGGUAAUAUUAAACACAAAUUGUAUAUAUUUUUUCUGCUUGAUCCUUUUCAGCUUCUUUUUGUACGUUUCUGAACAAAAAUUGCAAUACUCAGCAUUUGAAAUA
Molecule: messenger RNA, 2213 nt
Organism: Pundamilia nyererei
Lineage: Eukaryota; Metazoa; Chordata; Actinopteri; Cichliformes; Cichlidae
Gene: ccn3
Product: cellular communication network factor 3
Exons: 5
Coding region: 125-1177 (350 amino acids)
Biological process (GO): chondrocyte differentiation; cell adhesion; signal transduction
Cellular component (GO): extracellular region; extracellular matrix
Molecular function (GO): integrin binding; heparin binding
Source: RefSeq, a predicted model, not a curated record